This is a messenger RNA of Diaporthe citri, 1422 nucleotides long. RefSeq lists its product as uncharacterized. Lineage: Eukaryota; Fungi; Ascomycota; Sordariomycetes; Diaporthales; Diaporthaceae. Bases 1 to 1422 code for a protein of 473 amino acids. Gene Ontology annotation, biological process: retrograde transport, endosome to Golgi. The record is from RefSeq and is a predicted model, not a curated record. Gene Ontology annotation, cellular component: cytoplasm; late endosome. The transcript has 3 exons. Gene Ontology annotation, molecular function: oxidoreductase activity.
AUGGAAGUGCAACAGAAAAGAAAUAUUGUCAUCAUAGGUGGCGGUGUCAUCGGCUCUACCACUGCCUACUUCUUAACACGCCAUCCCAAGUUUGACCCUUCUCUGCACAAGAUCACUCUCCUGGAGGCUACCUCCAUCGCGUCUGGUGCAUCUGGCAAGGCCGGUGGCCUGCUGGCACUGUGGGCCUACCCAGAAUGCCUGGUCCCCUUGUCCUACCGGCUGCACCGCGAGCUGGCUGAACAGCAUGGCGGAGCUGAGAAAUGGGGGUACCGCCGGCUGGGAUGCGGGAGCAUCGGCGCCGUCGUGCCCACCGCGGGUACUAAGUCACGGACGGCAGCCAAGGCGGCGGCACGGGCAAAGGUACCUGCAACUCAACCUGGGAUGAGUGCCCUGGAGGUGAACGGUCAUGCCAAUGGGGCAACAGCAGAGCCUGAACCACCAGGAGCAGGGACUCCUGACGGGAAGCUGGAGGAAGGCGAGGCCAAGGACAGCAAGGAGUGGGAGAAACUCCCCAAACAGGAUGAGGCCGCCGCAUCCCUCCUCUCAGACUCAUCACUACCGUCCGACCUGGACUGGAUAGAUCCCAAACUGGUUCAGUUCUACGAGGAAAUGGGCCGCCCAGGCUUCACCGAAACGGCACAAGUACACCCCUUACAUUUCACGACAGCCAUAGCCGAACUCGCGCAGGCCGCAGGCGUCGACAUCCGGACGCAGGCGAAGGUGACCAGGAUCACCACCCCCGCGGGCCAGGCAGACGGCGCCAAGACGGUCGAGUACGAGGACCGGCAGCACGGGGGCGCCGCGAGGGUGAUCGGCGGUGUGACGGAUGUGAUCGUGACCGCGGGGCCGUGGACGGGGACGCUCCUGCCCAGGACCAAGGUGGAGGGCCUCCGCGCCCACAGCGUGGUCUAUGAGGCGGACGUCAGCCCGUACGCCGUCUUCACCGACAUCCAGCUGCCCUCCGACUACGUCCCCGAGCACCGGGUGAAAUUGGGUCAGAAGCGCAGGCACAGGGGCAACGUCGAUCCGGAGAUCUACGCGCGGCCCUUUGGGGAGGUGUACGCAUGCGGCGAGCCAGACAAGAGCGUACCCCUCCCGGAGACGGCGGACCAGGUGCAGUGCGACGACGCGCAGUGCGACGACCUGGCGGCGUACAUCGCGACCGUGUCGCCGCAGCUGGCCGCCGCCCCGAUCAAGGCCAGGCAGGCGUGCUACCUGCCGCGGCACAUGCGCUUCGGCGACGAGCGCGGGCCGCUCAUAGGGCAGACCUCGUCCCCGGGCGUCUGGGUCGCCGCCGGCCACACGUGCUGGGGCAUCCAGAACGGGCCCGCGACGGGGUUCCUGGUCGCCGAGAUGCUGCUUGACGGCGCGGCCAGGAGCGCGGACGUCGAGGUGCUGGACCCUAAGAAGUUCAAGGUCUAG